AUGAGGGAGGUCCUCAACCCCGAGGACGUCCGGGUCUCCAGACCGGUGAAAACCGCAGAGGUGCGGAUCACCGGUCUGGAUGAUUCCGUGACCCCCGAGGAAGUGGUGGUGGCCGUUGCCCGUAGCGGAGAGUGUCCGCCGGAUAGGGUGCGGGCCGGCGACAUACGCACCGACGCCACCGGACUCGGCGUAGUCUGGGUUCGGUGCCCCGUGGCGUCGGCGAAGAAGAUCGCCGUAGCUGGCGAAGUGAAGGUGGGCUGGGUUGCAGCGAGGGUAAAACUCCUGCAACCCCGGGCUUUGAGGUGCUUCCGGUGCCUGGAAAAGGGGCACGUCCGGGCAAAGUGCACCUCCGCAGCAGACCGCAGCGAUCUCUGCUAUCGCUGCGGUCAGCCCGGUCACAAGGCGGCCCAGUGUUCCGCCGCGCUAAACUGCUGCCUGUGUUCGGCCGCGGGGAAGCCGGCGGGACACAGAUUGGGCGGGGGAGCCUGUGGCAUGCCCACCAGCACUGCCAAAAAGGCAGGGAGAGGAGCUCCAAGCCUGCCGGGGUAA
Trichoplusia ni (cabbage looper) is the source of this 549-nucleotide messenger RNA. RefSeq lists its product as uncharacterized. The record is from RefSeq and is a predicted model, not a curated record. Lineage: Eukaryota; Metazoa; Arthropoda; Insecta; Lepidoptera; Noctuidae. Gene Ontology annotation, molecular function: zinc ion binding; nucleic acid binding. Bases 1 to 549 code for a protein of 182 amino acids. The transcript has a single exon.